UAGAUCGACCGGUCCACACCUUACCCAAAGCGAUUUGCGCACAGGUUUUCCCACACUGAGAAAACCCUAAACCGCCGUCGCAAACAUCAACCUUCAUCCCCUGCUUCUUCACUCUCCGUUUUCCACACAGGUAUCUCAAUCGAAACCUUCAUCUUCUUAUUCUAUCAAUUACUUCAGAUCUAACCGAAUCAAGUUUCUGAUUUAUCUCAUCUGUUUAUCGCUCACUUAUAGCUUAAGGUUUAUACGGAGAUUUGCGUUACUUUUAGCCUUUGACUGAACAAGAUGGCGUCGAAAUUUUGGAGUAACCAGGCUGACAGUGAGACUGAAUCCGAAGUGAGUGAUACCGAACAAGAUGAUGUUAGCGAACAGGAGGAUGCCACUAAUGCUCCUGAUAGGAACAAGUAUCUUGAUACCGGUGAUAGUGACAGUGAUGAUUCGGACUCGCAUAAGCGUGUUAUUAAGUCCGCUAAGGAUAAGCGGUUUGAGGAGUUGUCGACGACGAUUGAUCAGAUGAAGAAUGCGAUGAAGAUUAAUGACUGGGUUAGUUUGCAGGAGAGUUUUGAUAAGAUUAACAGGCAGCUUGAGAAGGUGAUGAGGGUUACAGAAUCGGAUAGGGCUCCGAAUAAUUACAUCAAGGCAUUGGUGAUGUUGGAGGAUUUUUUGAAUCAAGCAAUGGCGAAUAAGGAGGCGAAGAAGAAGAUGAGCAGUAGCAACGCGAAGGCGUUGAAUGCUAUGAGGCAGAAGCUGAAGAAGAACAAUAAGCAGUAUGAAGAUUUGAUUAACAAGUGUAGAGAAAAUCCUGAAAGCUUUGAGGAUCAAGAAGAAGCAGAAGAACCAUCAGAAGACGAGGAUGAUGAUGAUGAGGAUGAGUCAGGGUCGGAGAUUGAUGACAUAACUAAAGCAGAACCCGAGUCGGAUGAUACCGAUGAUGAGGAUGAUGAGGACAAGGAUGUGAACCAACCUGGUUGGGAGAGAAAGUUGAGCAAGAAAGACAAGUUAAUGGAAAAGCAGUUUAAGGAUCCAAACCAGGUGACGUGGGAUACGGUUAACAAGAAGUUUAAGGAGGUUGUUGCCGCACGUGGUAGAAAAGGAACCGGAAGGCUUGAACUUGUCGAGCAGCUUACGUUCUUAACGAAAGUGGCGAAAACACCUGCUCAGAAGCUUGAGAUCCUGUUUAGUGUGGUCUCUGCACAGUUUGAUGUUAACCCUGGUUUAAGUGGUCACAUGCCUAUAAACGUGUGGAAGAAAUGUGUUCAGAAUAUGCUUGUGAUACUUGAUAUCCUCGAGCAGUAUCCUAACAUUCUGGUUGAUGACACUGUGGAGCCCGAUGAGAAUGAAACACAGAAAGGAACUGAUUAUACUGAUACCAUACGUAUAUGGGGAAACCUCGCAGCUUUUCUUGAAAAGAUAGACGUCGAGUUCUUUAAGAGUCUGCAGUGUAUCGAUCCUCACACACGUGAGUAUGUCGAAAGGCUUCAAGACGAGCCUUUGUUUUUUGUACUCGCACAAAACGUUCAAGCGUAUCUCGAACGUGUUGGGGACCACAAAGCUGCAGCAAAGGUUGCGUUAAAGCUUGUUGAACUUGUGUAUUACAAACCACAAGAAGUGUAUGGCGCUAUGAGGAACUUGGCUGACCAAUCGGAAGUUGACGAUGGAGAGGAAUCGGGUACCGAAUCGAAAGGCGGUCCACUGGCGCCUUUUGUGAAUGUACCGGAAAUUGUGCCACGAAAACCGAGUUUUCCGACAAGUAGUCGGGAACUGAUGGAUAAUCUGGUCUCGCUUAUAUACAAACAUGGUGAUGAAAGGACAAAGGCUCGUGCAAUGCUGUGUGAUAUUUAUCAUCAUGCGAUAUUGGAUGAGUUUUCUAUGGCUCGUGAUUUGUUGCUUAUGAGUCACUUGCAGGAUAGUGUUCAGCAUAUGGAUAUCUCUACUCAGAUACUUUUUAACAGAUCAAUGGCUCAGCUUGGUUUAUCUGCUUUUAGGGCUGGGCUUAUUACUGAAGGACAUGGCUGUCUUUCUGAGUUGUAUUCGGGUGGCAGGGUGAAAGAGCUUCUUGCACAAGGUGUUUCUCAAAGUCGUUAUCAUGAAAAGACACCAGAACAGGAACGUCUGGAAAGAAGAAGGCAGAUGCCAUACCACAUGCACAUCAACCUCGAGCUUCUAGAAUCCGUACACCUAAUAUGCGCAAUGUUGCUAGAGGUUCCCAACAUGGCAGCAAACAGCCACGACGCAAGGCGCAAAGUCAUCAGCAAGACACUAAGACGUCUACUAGAAAUAAGCGACAGGCAGACAUUCACCGGCCCACCAGAAAACGUGAGGGACCACGUCAUGGCAGCAACUCGGGCUCUUAGCAAAGGCGACUUUCAAACAUCUUUCGAUGUUAUCAACUCACUGGAUGUCUGGAAGCUUCUGAAAAACCGUGAAACCGUUCUAGCAAUGAUAAAAAACAAGAUCAAUGAAGAAGCUUUGAGGACCUAUCUUUUCACUUAUUCGGCAUCAUACGAGACACUAAAACUGGAACAGCUUGCAAAGAUGUUUGACCUCUCGGAAAGUCAAACUCAUUCUGUUGUUAGCAAGAUGAUGAUUAAUGAAGAGCUUCAUGCCAGCUGGGACCAACCUACACAGUGCAUUGUGUUCCAUGAAGUUGAACACAGCCGGUUACAGGCUCUAGCUUUCCAGUUAACCGAAAAGCUAUCGGUGCUUGCUGAGAGCAACGAGCGGGCCAUUGAAGCGAGGCUAGGAGGUGGUGGGUUGGAGUCACUAUCAUCGAGGCGCCGGGAGGGUCAAGACUACGCGGCGGUUGCUGGCGGUAAUAAAUGGCAGGACAACCAGUCUUACACACAAGGGCGGCAGCAGUCGGGAUAUGGCGGUGGUCGGCCUUACGGUCCUGGUCAGAAUUAUCAAAACCGGACUAGUCAAUCUAGAGGUGGGUAUCAGAGCACACGAUAUCAAGAUAGUGCAGGUGCAGGGCGGAACUAUGGUGGUUCAGCGGCUAGAGGCGGCCAGAUGGAUGGUUCGAACCGCAUGGUGAGUCUGAACAGGGGUGCUCGUGCUUAGUUAAAUGCAUUCGGGUCAACACCAGUUUUCAUAAACUGUUAUUUUUGUUUUCAACGAAAAAUGUCAUGGGGUAAGACAAUUUUAGACACCUUUUCAUUUAUGUUUAAAUUGUUAGUUCGGACUGUAAGUGAUCCAAGUAUCACUUAAGUUGCAAGAGUGCUUUUUAAUUUAUGUGUUAAAUUUUGCUUGACAUAA
Messenger RNA from Helianthus annuus (common sunflower), 3252 nucleotides. Its product is annotated as eukaryotic translation initiation factor 3 subunit C. NCBI's taxonomy places the organism in Eukaryota, Viridiplantae, Streptophyta, Magnoliopsida, Asterales, Asteraceae. Bases 283 to 3057 code for a protein of 924 amino acids. Gene Ontology annotation, biological process: translational initiation. The record is from RefSeq and is a predicted model, not a curated record. The transcript has 4 exons. Gene Ontology annotation, cellular component: eukaryotic translation initiation factor 3 complex. Gene Ontology annotation, molecular function: translation initiation factor activity; translation initiation factor binding; RNA binding.